Molecule: messenger RNA, 3601 nt
Organism: Nycticebus coucang (slow loris)
Lineage: Eukaryota; Metazoa; Chordata; Mammalia; Primates; Lorisidae
Gene: AXDND1
Product: axonemal dynein light chain domain containing 1
Exons: 25
Coding region: 65-3196 (1043 amino acids)
Source: RefSeq, a predicted model, not a curated record
UCAUAAGUUAGAUUUCCGGAGGAAUAUUUCAAAUUACUGAAGAGUGAUAGGAGGCAUUGUUAUUAUGCCUUUCCCGAAAGCAUCCUCCAUACCAAUAAACUCUGCGUCCACGUCUGAGAGCAAAAAGUCAAAAGUGUCUGUAGCUAAGGAAGUGAUGAGAGGACUUCCUGAACUAAGGGAGAAAAAAAAUAUGGUGGAUCAUUCAAAACCCCUUCCUACUUCCCUUAAAAAUGAGUUCAUUCCUGAGGAAGUUCUUCUUUCUUUAACCUCUGCAGCCAAUGCUGGUCCUUGUCCUGAAAACUUACUGCCUCCUAAGAAAGCCAAACCCCCACAGAAUGUUCUUCCACGCUCUAUAGACCCUGUCUGGCAUCACCCUAUUAGAAGGAAUAAAUUUAAAUAUCUGAUAGACCAACCCGUCUCCAUAAUAGGAGCUGGAAGGGACAUUUCUUUUCUGUAUGAUGUUAAAUAUGUGCGAGGAGAGACUAGGGAGAAUACAGUCUGUCCCCCACAUUUGGACCGUUCAUUGCAGGCACAGGAUGGUGUCAUUGUGCCUCAUAAGCCAAAGAAACUAACAGAUACUUUAAUUCCUGAAGAAUUUCAUAUUGUGUCAAGUACAGGAGUUUCAGGUUUGGAGUGUUAUGAUGACAAAUAUACUACUCUCCUCACAGAUAGUGAAAACAGGCUACUGCUGUUCCCAUCCAUGAAACCUAAUAAAAGAGUAGAAGUGGUCAAGCUGAAUGACGUGAUGGAUGCUAUGCUAGAGAGGGCUGGUGCGGAAAAUCAGGAGUAUACAGGACCAACCAAGAUGCACAAACUGCUACACAUGUUGAAGAAGGAACAGACCAUUUACAACACAGUAUUUCAUGAACUUAUUAGACAAGUCAGUGUGGACUGUGCAGAUAGAGGCGAGCUACUGUCUAAAAUCAGACAGAGAUAUGUACAAAUGCUUGACCAAAUUGCUCGGCAGAUGAUUGAUUUCUACAAAGACUUGGUAACUCAGCGAAUGAUGGACCAGCGCAUUUUAGAAGAAUUGUAUAAUUUUAAGCAUGUUAUUGAAGAACUGACCAGGGAAUUGUGUCUGGUUCGAGCACAUGAUGUGAAAUUAACAAAGGACGCUGAGAAGGCCCACAGGGAUUUGGCACAAGCUCUUUUAGAUGCUGAAAAGAAUGCCAAAAUGGUGGAAGAAUACCAUGAUUUGUAUAAAUUACAAAGAAACAGGAUGGAGAAUGAUAUUAAACAGUUAAUGACUGAAAGAGAUGUCUGGAGUACAGCUACAUAUGACUUGGCUCUAAAGGUAAUUGAAAGAAAUAGAGUCGUAUUGGCUAAAAGACUUUACCUUAAUGAAAAAGGCUGGGAUAAACACAGUAAACAUUUCAUCAUACUGCUGUCAACUAAGGACACUGCAGACCUUGGGCUGUUGCAGAAGUUGACACACAAAUGGAAAAACUUAGUGAAUAAAUACAGAGAGGAGAUAGAACAUACUGAAGAGAUUACAAGGAAUACAUUACAAACUAUUAGGGAUGGCCUUAGCAAAUGGCAGGAGCACUUCAAAAAUACUACUGAUAUACUCAUUUUGUCCCCUAAUAAGGCAAAUGUGUUCGAAUUAAUUAUUUUAGACUUCAAGCAGUGGCAAAAGGCGCUGAAUGAGGUGAAAGAAAAAUUUACAGGAGAUGCUCUACUGUCAAAAUAUGAUACUUUUAAGAUUAUUAAACAUUUACAGGAAAACUGGUCAGAUAUUGGGUUUGCAAUAUUUGGUCGCCAUAAAAGUUUGGAGGGAGAGAUGCCACCAGAGCAAAAGCACAUGGACGAUAUUUUAAAAAUCAUAGCAAGACUCUACAAAGAAUUUGAAAUAAGAAUAAAUGGGGACAAUGGUAUCUCUAAAAUUCUUCCAUAUUUGAUUGGUUCUCUUGACCUCUGUUGUUUUAAGCUGGAAAACCUCCUGGAGAAUCCUCAUAUGGCUCUUGAAGAAUGGGAGGGAGUUAAAGAAAAAAUGAAGGAAAUGAAAUCACAGUUGGACUCCUUAUUAAACAUUAUUGGCAUUGUGCCAGAGUACUUAGACAUGGAUUCUGGCUUGGUACUCCAAGAAAAUAUAUUUAACAUGAUACAACAAUGGCUUUUGAAAAUAGGCAAUGAAAUCAACAAUGGUAACAUUGAACUUCAGCGCCAAGUGGAUGAGUUGCAUAUAUCUAUGGUCCGGUGGAUGGUAAAUUUGCUGAUUUUAAUGAUACCUGACUAUACUGAUCAAACCACUCUCCCAAAGUUAGAGAAGGAAAAUACUGAGAAACGUGAUGUAGGAAUUGCACAAUUAGAGCUAGAUGCGAUUGCACUGACAAGAAGACUGACCCAAUACUCCAGCUAUUUAAGCAGUUGUUGCAAAGGGCUGGUGGCAUCAAUAGCUCUGAGUAAAGCAUUUCACUCACGGAAAGAUGCUGCUAAGGAACUUCAUGAGCUACAGCAGAUGAAGAAAGAAUGUUUGGAAUGGAUCAACACAUGCUCUCACCUCCUUUCUGCUAUUAAAGGCAGAGAAAUAAAAUUGUUUACAUAUGAAGAAAUGGAGCGCAUGUUUGAAGAAGAGGACACUUUAAAAUUAUUCAUUGAUCCUGACAUAGACAAGUCUUUGAAAAAGGAUGAAGAAGAAAGUAAGAAGUAUGAGAAAGUUCAGGAAGAAAAUGAAGAAGAGAAAGCAGAAGAGCAACCUUCAACAUCUACAGAGCAGGAAAAACUCAUUCGAUUCAUUGGAGAAGACGAAAAUAUUCAUACCAAACCUCUGUUUCGUAUAGAAGAUUUGACUUCCUGGAGAGAAGAAGCUAACAAAGGUACAUUGGCCCAAAAGUAUCUUGAAGCAAUGGCUAUAAUUGAAUAUAUGCAAGAUAAAUUAACGGAGGUUGAAAGCAGAGCCAGACAGGCAGAGGAGAAGUUUGAGGAUGUAAAUGAGAAACUCCACUAUACCCUUAUAAAAAAUAAUGAUCUGGAGAAGGAACUAGAGGAAAUAACUAAGGGACCUACACACAAAGAGCCUGAAAGAGAAGAAGAAAAUGAAAAAGAAAAAGGGGAAGAAGAGGAGAAAACAGAAGUAUACGAAGACGACGACGUCAAGUCAGCAGAAGGCUCAAAAUCACCAAAGAAAGAAGUACCACGUGAGAACAUUAAAUCCAGAACCCGGUCUAAAUCCACUUACAAAACGAAAUCUAAGUAACAUCCACAGGGCACUGGGGUUCACAGUGACUAUAUCCACUGAGCACACCCCACAUGCUGUGUGCUAUGGUGCUCACGGUGUGGCUCAAUUUGAGAAACUCCCUUUGUAACAGCUAGAAGAGCCGCAACAUAACAACGCAAGAACAUUUUCGCUUUGAAAGUCACAAUGACGGCUGUAGGGAGUCAGUGCAUUAGCCUUACUUCCCAGAUUAAACAGAGAUUAUGCAAAAGUUUGGUAGCCUCUUCAGUUGAUUUCUUAAUAGAAGUCUCUGAGAAGUGUCGAUUUUUAUCAAGAAAAUAAUGCCUUUUGAAGACUGGAUGCUGCAGAGAAGACUGGCAAAUAAAAAGCAUUAGUUUUCAAUUUGGAAGGGAGGAUCCUGAUGAUGCCCUUAGGUUCCUAAAGCAU